AGAACAGACAGAGCAGCCCCAGGUUCAAAGCAAAUGCGCCGGCCAGUUCUCAGAUAUUCUUCCCGCUCCUUUCUCAGCCAACGUUUCAGUUGCUGAGAAUUUGAGCCUUUUCUCUGUCUUCUUGAAGUUCAGUAGUCAGGUGAUGCCGCAUUUCCUUCGUUUGAUGCACAAUGCAUUCUCAGCACGCAAAUCGUGAUGAGGGUCCGCAAAGGUUUGUCGCAAUUGGUAUCGACUUUGGAACGACCUACUCGGGCGUUUGUUGGGCUCGAUCUACGAACCCCAAGGAAGUCAAUCCCAUCACAGGUUGGGCAUCAGAAGAUCAUCGGAACCAGAAUGAGGUUCAAGUACCAACUCUAUAUGACAUUCCUUCGGGCAAAUGGGGCUAUGAAAUCACUCCCGAUAUGAAGCCUAUGAAAUGGUUCAAGCUUCUGCUGCUCAAAAAUGAAGACAUCAUGAAGGAAGAGAUUCGCAAUGCGCCUCAACUUCAACAGGCCCGCGAGAUUCUAGCCAGAUCUCGAUACACCACUGCGGUGCAGGUUGUCGGCUAUUACCUGAAGAACGUGUGGAAUCACACCUAUGCAACUCUUCGUUCAAUGCUGGACAUAGACAAUCUCCCCCUUCGCGUUGCCAUUACCAUUCCGGCCAUCUGGCCUGCUUAUGCGCAGAGCGCAAUGAGGGAGGCUGCUAAGAUUGCCGGUAUUAUGAAGUAUAGAGACAUUGGAGAGACAACUCUAAUACUCGUGCAAGAGCCCGAGGCAGCUGCUUUGGCGACUUUGUUCCAGCGAAACGACUCCCCUGAAAUACAGAAGAAUGAGUCGUUUGUUGUUUGCGAUGCUGGCGGUGGUACAGUGGACGUUAUCAGUUACAAAGUCAUAUCAGAGCGCCCCUUCAUGCUAGAAGAAUGUGUUCCAGGAGCAGGAAAGCUGGCUGGCGCUUUCCAGAUCGACCAAGCGUUCGAGUCCUACCUCCGUGGCAAGGUUAAACUGAAAAUCAGCUCUCUUAAGGACUAUGACUACAACCAGUUUAUUCUGAGAGAGUGGGAGCUCGGCGCAAAACGAAGUUUCAGUAUUACUAACGCCAAAGAGAACUACCACCUUCAUCCCCCAAGUAAAGCUUACGGAACUUUGGCUCGACUGAGAAAUAAGGAGAUCUUGACUAUCAGCAAAGAGGAAAUGACAGGUUUCUUCAACAAAUCUCUCACUGGCAUUCGGACACUUGUGGGAGACCAAAGCAAAGAGGUCAAAGAGGCAACUGGAAGACUGCCCAAGAAAAUCCUUCUCGUUGGCGGCUUGGGUAGCUCUGAAUACGUUUACGAUGUGUUGACCGAAAUCUUUUCCAACAGGGUCCUCAGACCCAGCGAUGGAUGGUCUGCCGUCGCCCGAGGUGCUGUUCUCCGGCUGCUCCAAGAGAACAUUUCAUCACAGCCCGUCAAGUCCGCAGUGCAAAAAGCCGCUCUCGCAAUACUGCCAGACGUUGUCUCUCGCCGAUCGAGAUACCACUAUGGAAUUCUAGUGGACUUUCCCAUUAAAGAUGUGUAUCUUGAGCCUGAAGAUGUGAUCACCGAAAACCCCGAAGGGGUCGAGGUAACAAGUAGAAUGAGAUGGUAUAUUUCAAAGGGUGAGAAGAUCGACAAGAAGUCGCCUAUUCAGUUUUCGUAUCACCACUACUACCGCUCCGCAGACUUUCCCCCAAAAUGCUCAUUUGAUAUACUGUACAGUGCUCAGGAGGAAGAACCAAAGAGAUUUGGCUCGGGAGUGUUGACCUUGUGUCACAUUGAGUGUGACUGGGAUAAGCCUAUAUCUCAGUGGCAAGCUGUAGGAGAUCCAUCAAAGGGAUGGAGAAAGCAUAAUGAUCUUGAGCUAAGUAUGGGAUUCCAGGGUGAACCGAAGUGGGAGAUUCGUGUCGGAUCUAAUAAGCGUGAACAUGGGUUUAGUAUUGAGUAUGCGAAUUGAUAGCAAUGGGAGAACGGAUUUGUUUAUGCAGGAUGUAUUCAAUAGUCUUGAGUUUACGUUAUACCUUAGCCUCGGCUGAAGUGUGGAUCGCUACCAAGUAAGGGCUAGUGAAGCAUUUAACGCCGAAAAAUAUUACAACCCAGCCAUUCUAUUCCUUCAA
Molecule: messenger RNA, 2112 nt
Organism: Fusarium redolens
Lineage: Eukaryota; Fungi; Ascomycota; Sordariomycetes; Hypocreales; Nectriaceae
Exons: 9
Coding region: 171-1952 (593 amino acids)
Molecular function (GO): ATP binding; ATP-dependent protein folding chaperone
Source: RefSeq, a predicted model, not a curated record